Molecule: messenger RNA, 1203 nt
Organism: Rasamsonia emersonii CBS 393.64
Lineage: Eukaryota; Fungi; Ascomycota; Eurotiomycetes; Eurotiales; Trichocomaceae
Product: Isochorismatase family hydrolase
Exons: 4
Coding region: 1-1203 (400 amino acids)
Source: RefSeq, a predicted model, not a curated record
AUGGCCGACAACGCAGAUCUGAACCUCGAUGCGCCUAGCGACCUUCAGGAUAUUCCUGAUGCGGCAAUGGAGCUGAUUCCGCCGCCGGAAGGGACUUUUCCUGACAAAGCGACUCUCCUGGCGUCUGUACAGGCUCAUGGCAAAGCCCAUGGAUACAAUGUCGUUGUCAAGUCGUCCAGCACUCCGACGGAGAAGAAGCCUGGUCGAACUGCCAAGAUAUGGCUCCGAUGCGACCGUGGAGGCCAAUAUCGACCCCGAAACGGCCUGACAGAAGAGACGAGGAAGCGGAAGAGGACAUCCCGUCUGAUGGACUGUCCCUUCAUGCUGGUGGCUGCCGGAACUCCGGGCAUUUGGACUCUCACAGUGCUGAACCCGACCCAUAAUCAUGGCCCGGUGCUGGACCGGCCGCGCCAGGUGCCGCACCACAAAGUCAAGAAGGGCCAGAUCACGGCUGUGCCGUACGAUUGGCCGCACGAUGCCACCAUGACACCGUUCACCACGGCGCUGGUCCUUAUCGACAUGCAGAAGGAUUUUUGCGCACAAGGAGGAUAUAUGGAGUACCAGGGAUAUGACAUUUCCGCUGCGCGGGCACUUAUUCCCAAACUGCAGCGUCUGCUGCACGUCUUCCGUACUGCAGGGUUUCCAGUCUAUCAUACGCGCGAAGGACAUCGACCAGACAUGUCGACUGUCCCGAGCCGUGAAAACUACCGCGCCCGCAAUAAUGCUUCCGGACUGGGAAUCGGCUCACCCGGUCCCUUGGGUCGAUUCCUGAUUCGGGGCGAGGUAGGCCACGAUACGAUUGACGAGCUGUAUCCCAUUCCGGGCGAACCGGUCAUCGACAAACCGGGUCGGGGUGCCUUUGCGCACACGGACUUUGAACUACUCCUGAGGAACAAGGGCAUCAAGAAUCUCGUCCUCGCCGGGAUCUCGACGGAUGCCAGUGUGUCGACGACGAUGCGAGAAGCCAGCGACCGAGGGUUCGACUGUGUGUUGCUCGAGGAUGGGUGCGCGGCCCGGGAGCCGUCACUCCAUGUCAGCACCUGCGAGUCGGUCAAGCUGGAGGGGGGAAUCCUCGGAGCGGUCGCCAAACUCGACGAUGUGGCGCAUGCCGUGGAGAAUUUCAAAGCGGUGACGGUGAAGAAGCUGGCGCCACAUAUGGGAGCUGCCACGCAGCAGAUGACGACGACGACAACGACGACGUGA